Molecule: messenger RNA, 1110 nt
Organism: Didymodactylos carnosus
Lineage: Eukaryota; Metazoa; Rotifera; Eurotatoria; Philodinida; Philodinidae
Source: the annotation of a GenBank genome assembly
AUGUCGGCAAACGAUCUACUAGUAAAUACACUGAAUCUUGUAUAUGAAGUUUUUGCCCGUUAUAUUUCAAUUAUUUUAUUUGGGUUUGGAUUUAUUGGUCUCACUCUUAAUACUCUUGUAUUUACACGCAAAGCAUUACGUCAAAAUUCUUGCACACGCUAUUUUUUGGCAUCCACGAUAGCCAAUUAUCUUGUUGUCUAUUUUAUCCUACCAAGUCGUAUUUUAUCUGAUGGUUUUAAUGUUGAUCCAGGAACAUACUCUCUAGGCUACUGUAAAUUUCGAUUUUAUAUCUAUUUUACAUUUAAAUCUCUUUCAUCAUGGUUCAUUGUUCUCGCAUCUAUCGAUCGUUUUAUGUGCAGUUCUCGUAGUUUCAAAUGUCGGCAAUUUAGUCGUUUAUCCGUGGCCCGAAAUACUAUUGUAAUUACAACAAUUAUUUGCUUAUUGUUCUAUUCUCACAUACUCAUCUUUUACGAUAAUCGAAAUGGUAUUUGUGAUUCAUUAAAAGGUAUCUAUCAAAUAUUCAAUGAUGUGUGUUAUCUCGUCGGUUACAGUGUCAUACCACCAAUAUUAAUGAGUCUAUUCGGUGUUUUGACAAUCUAUAAUGUACGUCGUCUAAGACUAGUUGCACCUAAAACCAAAGGAUCUAGAGUGGUUGUGAUUACGAACAAAAAUCAGCAAUUAGCACUUAUGUUAUUGUUUCAAGUUAUAUUUAUAUCACUGACCAGUGUGCCACAUGCAACUCAAAAAUUAUAUAAGACAUUAACAUCCAGUUUUGUCAAAAGUGAUCUUCUCCGUGCCCAAGAGAAUCUCUAUGCAGAAAUAGCUCGUGUAAUAUCAUUCGUUAAUCAUACAUGUUCAUUUUAUAUUUUAACACUAUCAAGCAAAACAUUUCGUACAGAAUUAGUAAAAUUAUUUGAAGAAACUAAACGUUAUUUUACGAUGCCUCGAAAUACAACAGUUAUAUGUAUUCCACUAAAAAGUAUUCAACGAAAGAGAACAACUACUCAUCAUCAAGUAGUAUACUCAGCAGAGAUCGUCUCUGACUACUAUUUUCGACCCAGUCCGUGUCUGGGCUCAAGAAUUUUGACCCGGUCCGAAGAGAAUGUAUAA